Molecule: messenger RNA, 2080 nt
Organism: Macrosteles quadrilineatus (aster leafhopper)
Lineage: Eukaryota; Metazoa; Arthropoda; Insecta; Hemiptera; Cicadellidae
Gene: ApepP
Product: xaa-Pro aminopeptidase ApepP
Exons: 14
Coding region: 108-1952 (614 amino acids)
Molecular function (GO): metalloaminopeptidase activity
Source: RefSeq, a predicted model, not a curated record
AAAUUCUAGUUCUGUUCUGUUUGUCACUUGCAAUAGGUUAAGUUAGUGAAAGGUCUAUUUCCUGAAUUAAAUAUCUAGUUUUUCGUUCUUUGUGUAAAAGUGCUACAAUGGGGACCAGGAAGCCGACGGGACCUCUGCUGCAGAAACUGAGAGGUCUCAUGAAGCAGACCAAGUUCACCCCUGAGCCUCUACAAGCUUACAUCGUUCCUCAGAAAGACCCUCACAAUAGUGAGUAUCUCGCACCCAACUAUGAGAGGAGAGCUUUCAUCUCGGGAUUCACAGGCUCCACGGGCACUGCAGUCAUCACAAUGACAGCCGCUUGUCUGUGGACUGAUGGCCGAUACUUCCUACAGGCUUCCGACGAGUUGGACGGCAACUGGACCCUCAUGAAAGAAGGUGUUGUGGGGACUCCUAAGCUGGAAGAUUGGUUGAGCAAGGAGUUACCUCGGGGCAGCAGGGUCGGGGUAGACCCUACACUGGUGUCUGUAGGAGAUUGGUGUACUUGGUCUACUGAACUACACAGCAGACAGCACUCUCUUGUGCCAGUGUCUACCAACCUGGUGGACGAGCUGUGGGACACACGACCUGCGCCUCCUGACUCUCCUCUCAUACCUCACCCCAUCAGAUACUCUGGUAAAAGUAGUCAUACAAAAAUCACUGAGGUCAGAAAGAAAAUGGAAGAAAAAAAUGUGUCAAUGCUUAUUGUCAGCGCUUUGGAUGAAGUGGCAUGGCUACUCAACCUUCGAGGUUCUGACAUACCUUACAAUCCAGUAUUUUUUGCGUAUGUUGUGAUUAACUCUACGGAUAUUAAUGUGUUCAUUGACUCUCGAAAACUCACCCCUGCAAUACACAGUCACUUUUCUGAAGAAGAACUCAACGUCACCAUACAGCCGUACGAGAAUAUUGUUACCUUCCUUGGAGAUGUCGUAAAGAAAGGUUCUUCAAGUGAAAAGUACUGGAUACCCCACUUAACCAGUUAUGCUGUUGCUUCUAUAUUUCCUGAAAGUUCUCGUAUCAAUGAUGAGUCACCAAUAUCAGCGAUGAAAGCAUUGAAGAAUCCUACUGAGGUAAAGGGUCUGAUAGAUGCUCAUGUGAGAGACGGAGCUGCUCUUGUAUGUUAUCUGGCCUGGCUGGAGAAACAGUUGGGAAAAGGUGCUAAUGUGACAGAGAUAUCUGGAGCUACAAGACUAGAGGAGUUUCGCAGAGAACAAGAGAAUUUUGUUGGUCUAAGUUUCCCUACAAUCUCGUCGUCUGGACCACAUGCAGCUGUGAUCCAUUACCAGCCCUCUGAGGUGACAGACAAACAGAUCACAACAGACCAAGUGUAUCUGUGUGACUCUGGAGCUCAGUACAAGGAUGGCACUACGGACAUCACUCGCACAGUUCACUUUGGCACUCCCACAGACUACCAGAAGGAGUGCUUCACCAGAGUGUUCAAAGGCCAUGUUGCUCUUGCAUCUGUUGCAUUCCCAGCUAAAAUUAAGGGUAAUUGCCUGGACACCCUAGCUAGACACUCAUUGUGGACUGUAGGAUUAGACUACAUGCAUGGCACUGGUCACGGCAUCGGCUCUUACCUCAAUGUACAUGAAGGUCCGAUGGGCAUCUCAUGGCGACCCUACCCGGAUGACCCUGGCCUGCAAGAGGGCAUGUUCCUCUCCAAUGAACCAGGAUAUUAUGAAGAUGGACAGUUUGGAAUUCGUAUUGAAAACAUCCAAAGGAUAAUUCCAGCAAAAACAAAGUAUCAGAAAAAAAAAUUCCUUAGCUUUGAAGUAGUGUCUCUAGCUCCGAUUCAAGUAAAGCUGCUAGAACCUAAGCUACUAACUAAGGAAGAGAUUGAAUGGCUGAACCGGUACCACACGGAGGUUAGAGAGAAACUGACUCCACUUUUGCUCAAACUGGGACACAAUGAUACAGCUGAUUGGCUGCGUAGAGAGACUGAACCCAUCGGCUGAUAUCCCUUGCUGUGCUGCGGGAUGUACACAUUAAAAAAACCAUCUAAGUCAUCAAAGACUAUACAGUAAUUUUGUACAUUAGUUUAUUUGCCUUUGAAAAUUCUAUGUAUUAAAUUUAUUUAAAUAUU